AUGGGCGCCUAUCUCUAUGGGCGCCUAUCUCUAUGGGCGCCUAUCUCUAGGGGUGCCUAUCCCUAUGGGGCGCCUAUCUCUGUGGGCGCUUAUCUCUAUGGGUGCCUAUCUCUGGGGGCGCCUAUCUCUAUGGGCGCCUCUCUCUAUGGGCGCCUAUCUCUAGGGGCGCCUAUCUCUAGGGGCGCCUAUCUCUAUGGGCGCCUAUCUCUAUGGGCGCCUAUCUCUAUGGGCUCCUAUCUCUAUGGGCGCCUAUCUCUAUGGGCGCCUAUCUCUAUGGGCGCCUAUCUCUAUGGGCUCCUAUCUCUAUGGGCGCCUAUCUCUAUGGGCGCCUAUCUCUAUGGGCGCCUAUCUCUAUGGGCGCCUAUCUCUAUGGGCGCCUAUCUCUAUGGGCGCCUAUCUCUAUGGGCGCCUAUCUCUAGGGGUGCCUAUCUCUAUGGGCGCCUAUCUCUAGGGGCGCCUAUCUCUAGGGCGGCUAUCUCUAUGGGCGUCUAUCUCAAGGGGCGCCUAUCUCUAGGGGUGCCUAUCUCUAUGGGCGCCUAUCUCUAUGGGCGCCUAUCUCUAUGGGCGCCUAUCUCUAGGGGUGCCUAUCUCUAUGGGCGCCUAUCUCUAGGGGCGCCUAUCUGUAGUGGCGCCUAUCUCUAG
Molecule: messenger RNA, 642 nt
Organism: Closterium sp. NIES-65
Lineage: Eukaryota; Viridiplantae; Streptophyta; Zygnematophyceae; Desmidiales; Closteriaceae
Source: the annotation of a GenBank genome assembly